CAAACAGGCCUGCGAGGAGGAGGAGCCUGAAACGGCAAGAGGGACGUGGACCUCCCCCGUUCACAUUCCACAUUUACAGUGGGCUUAAACUGAUCCCUGUGUGGUAUUCCGCUUGUAAUUUACACGGUGUCCGCUGCCACAAGACACCGAGGGGUAUUUAAUCAGCGGUUAGCCUGCAGCGCUAGCUACUCCCAGCGGCUACAUGGCUGGCUAGCACACCGAGGCUAACUGACGUUAGCUUGCGCUCCAGUUCAUCCCUCGGACCUUGGAAGUGGAGAACCGUGGACAAGAAUGGCCACUUCACUCGGAUAGCCUUUUCUCGAGGAAACAACCGAUAUCCCGACGAGCCACGCCACUAACGAAUAGCUUCUGAAACAACCGUUUCUACCAGACCCCGAAGCAUGACGGUUGUUAACGUCACUGUAGUUUCAAACAUGGUGCAGAAGUACCAGUCGCCUGUGCGGGUGUACAAGUACCCCUUUGAGCUGGUGAUGGCGGCCUAUGAGCGCCGGUUCCCUACAUGUCACCUUAUCCCCAUGUUUGUGGCGAGUGACGUGGUAGAUGAGGAGACCAGCGAGGACCGAUCCACCCAUAGGAUUGAGCGGCGCUGUGCGCUGGAUGUUGACGCUCCACGUCUUCUCAAACGGAUUGCUGGUGUGGACUACGUUUACUUCAUCCAGAAAAACACACUUAACCGAAAGGAGCGGACUCUUCACAUAGAGUCACAUAAUGAGACCUUCUCCAACAGGGUCAUCAUCCAUGAGAUCUGCUGCUAUUCGGUCCACCCUGAGAACGAUGACUGGACGUGUUUUGAGCAGUCAGCCAGUCUGGACAUCAAGUCUUUCUUUGGCUUUGAGAGCACAGUGGAAAAGAUUGCAAUGAAGCAGUAUGCCAGCAGCAUUAAAAAGGGGAAAGAAAUCAUAGAGUACUACCUGAAGGAACUAGAGGAUGAGGGCAUUACACAUGUGCCAAGAUGGACUCCUACUGCCCUUCCGCUGCCUCUCACCAGACCAACAAGCCUCCCGACUAACCCAUCUGUUGACCCCAAGCUCCCUGUCACACCAGCUGUUGCCGUCCCGCAGCCUGUUGAUGCCAUGGACAGCGCCUCUCAGAAUGCUAAGCAGGACAUGGUUCUACAGGCGGACAGUUUAACUGAGAUCCUGGCCGGUACACCGGAAGAUAAACUGGAUGCCGACUAUAUCAAACGGUACCUUGGUGAUCUGACGCCCCUGCAGGAGAGCUGUCUUAUCAGACUUCGAAAAUGGCUACAGGAAACUCACAAGGGAAAGAUCCCCAAGGAUGAACAUAUCCUGCGAUUCUUGCGUGCCCGAGAUUUCAACAUGGACAAGGCACGUGAAAUUCUGUGCCAAUCGCUGACAUGGAGGAAGCAGCACCAAGUGGACUACCUUCUAGAGACCUGGACUUCACCGCAGGUCCUUCAGGAUUUUUACACAGGGGGCUGGCACCACCAUGAUCGAGAUGGCCGUCCUUUGUACAUCCUGAGACUUGGCCAGAUGGACACCAAAGGACUUGUCCGGGCACUUGGAGAAGAAUCUCUACUUCGACACGUGCUGUCUAUCAAUGAGGAGGGGCUGAGACGCUGCGAAGAGAACACAAAGGUGUUUGGUCGGCCCAUCAGCUGUUGGACCUGUCUCGUGGACCUGGAGGGCUUAAACAUGCGGCACCUGUGGCGACCAGGAGUCAAGGCGCUGCUGAGAAUUAUCGAGGUUGUGGAAGCCAACUAUCCUGAGACGCUGGGACGGCUCCUUAUCUUGAGAGCUCCCAGAGUCUUCCCAGUUCUCUGGACUUUGGUGAGUCCAUUCAUUGAUGAAAACACCCGCAAGAAGUUCCUAAUCUAUGCUGGAAACGACUACCAGGGCCCUGGCGGGCUGGUGGACUAUAUAGACAAGGAGAUUAUCCCUGACUUCCUGGGAGGCGAGUGCAUGUGUGAAGUGCCCGAAGGUGGCCUGGUGCCCAAAUCUAUGUACCGCACUGCUGAGGAACUCGAGAACGAAGACGUCCGCCUUUGGACGGAGACGAUCUACCAAAGCGCCAGCAUCUUCAAAGGAGCUCCACAUGAGCUUCUGGUUGAGAUCAUUGACGCCUCCUCUGUCAUCACCUGGGACUUUGACGUCUGCAAGGGCGACGUGGUCUUCAACAUCUACCACUCCAAACGGGCCCCCCAGGCACCACGUAAGGACCCACUUGGCGCUCACGGUAUCACCUCCCCUGGAGGCAACAAUGUGCAGCUUAUCGACAAGUCAUGGACGCUGGGACAAGAUUACAGCAUGGUAGAGUCUCCUCUCACCUGCAAGGAGGGAGAAAGUGUGCAGGGCUCCCAUAUUACACGCUGGCCAGGGUUUUACAUCCUCCAGUGGAAGUUUCACAACAUGCCAGCAUGCUCUGCCACUAAUCUGCCCCGGGUAGAUGAUGUCCUGGCCACCCUGCAAGUUUCUUCGCACAAGUGUAAAGUCAUGUACUACACCGAGGUGCUGGGCUCGGAGGACUUUAGAACUGCUUGCUGUGACGUACAGAGUUUGGGUUCCAUGACCAGCUUGGAGUCGAGCCACAGCGGCUUCUCCCAGCUCAGCGCUGCCACCACUUCAUCCAACCAAUCACAGUCCAGCUCAAUGAUCUCCAGGUAGAUGCAGCAGAUGUGGAUAGCACCGUCCUACGCAGUGGUCGCCUUCUACCAACCCCUUAGCCUAGACCCGCACACCCUCCCAACAUGGGAUAGAAAACAAACUGCGUUAAGUCAUUUUAAAGGGCUGAAUAUUUGCACAAAGGUCAUACAUUUCAGUACUUUCUGUUGGAUCGCCGCCCUUUUAGGGUGGCUGCAAGCGGUUUAAAAAAGCAAUAUCAUCCUGGGAAGUGUGAGGUCUGAAAUGAUGGAGACGCUGGAGGCGCUGUUACAUACCUUGAUGCAUUUUUACAUUCCUAAAUACUGUAGGCAAUAAUCAGAUGACGCAGGCCUCAUUUGUGAGCGUCACUGUAGCAGAUUGGAUGUUCUGUUACACAUAAACAUGCAACCAUCUCUACUACUACUACUACUACUACUACCACUACCACUACCACAGUCCAUGGAUACAAUGUGAAUGAAUUCAGAUGGAAAGCAUGUCAUUAAAUCACAAUUUAUACAUACAUAUAGCAUUUUUAAAAAGAUGCAGAGCCCCUGAGUGGGUGGGGCUUUGUGAAAGUAUACUAUUGAUGCCUGGUGAGAUGCCUGACGUUCCUGCGAUUGUCUCUUAUGGCAAACCCCAGCAUCUCGUGAGGGCGUUAUUGUGCCAUAAACUGCAUAUUUAACCAGGGUUCCGCUAUCGAGAAGCAAUAACAUGAGUUUCUACUGUUUCAAAUAUUUGUAUUGAUCAUGAACCUUUUCGGUCUGCUGGGUUGUGUCUGUUGCUAUGGUAGCUUCUCUACAUCAGUAAACGCAAGCCCAUGCCAGCUACAGAUUUUUGGGAAACGGAAGACGAUUCAAAUCACUGGCACUUAAUUGGGGGAAAUGUGGAAUACAAGUGAACAGUCCGAGACCCCUGCAUGUCAGGAAUCUUUCAUAAAACACAUAAAAGUGCAACAAACUUGAAAGCUAACUCUACCAACAGUAAUACAGUGGAGAAACCUCCUACCAUUGUCCGUAUAAUCUCCAUAAUCGGGCUGUUUAUUGGUAGAAAUCUCAUCUCUCUCGUACAUUUGGUAAAGCUUGACUUGCAGAGAAAGUACCCAGAGGCCAACUUGAACAUGCUGGAGGAGGUGCUGUUCAUACGCAAUGAAUCAGCCUGAUAUUUACACCCUUUCUCACACAUCACAAACCACUCCCUGUGCAACAACCAAAAAUAACAAGCACACUUGGAAACACAAUGUAACUGUACCACACGACUAUGGGGGCAUUGGAAUAGACGCUUCCACACUCAUUUACAUGCAAAACAGACAAUUUGAUACUACAGUGGAACUUGGGUUAGGGUCUAACCCGGUCAGCGUGUUUUUGGGUCAACGUCGCCACAAUUUGACCUCAGUUUGUGCACAUUCUCUGGUGUUAUUGAUGUCCUUCCUUGUGAGCGUCCUAGUCGCUAGCUAAACUAAAUGAGAACAAAAAGUUUUUUAUGAUGUCCUCAGUGGUUGACUCUGAAAAAUGUCAACACAAAACACAAUUUUGUACAUUUACGUACAUAGAACAAUUCUAAAUGCAUGAAAGGAAUAAAUGAACAUUGAAGGUUACUUGUACCUUCAUUGACAACAUGACUGUUCAAAGACAUGAUGUAGCCGCGGGAUCAAUCACCAGCUUCCCGUUUUCACAUAGUAGCAUUUUGUCUUCUUAUUGAAUGGUAAAGGAUAACAUUUCCAUUCAACAUACCUUCAAAAGUUUGCUCAAUUCACCUUUUGCCGACUCGCUGUUUCACAGAUUUUUUUUUCCAACGUGUAUUGUGUUCUGCAUUCUGAUUGGCUAAGGUACCGUAGACCAUUGUCAACCAAUCUCCUGCCUGCCUUUCUGUGCAGUACAGAAUCAUUGGGACAUAGAUUUGGUUAGAGUCCCGUCUCAGUUAGAGUCUGACAUUAUGGAAUGAAUGAAUGGCACUAACCAAGGUUCCACUGUAAUUAUGAACUACAAGACAUACCUUGUGGGAAUGUAUCUUAGUGUAAGUGUUUAUUUCCAUACCCACGUAGUCGUUGUGUUCAGUGACAUUGUGUGCUCCACUUGUGUUGCUUAUCUUUUUGCACCGUGAGUGAGGGAGGCCUUGGGUUUGAUCAUCUCCCGUUGCUUUGUGUUGGACUUUGGUUUUUAUGGGCGUCUCAACUACUCACUGUAUUAUAUUUGGUGUGCAAGCGGCAUUAAACUCACCUAGUAGGCGCGACGCGCUCAUUUUCUUCGGUAAUCGAGGUCUCCAAGGUAGACUUUGGACAUGCACACAAAAGUAUUUCUUUAAAUGCUUUGUUCUCUGUUUGUUUUUAAGAGGUUCAGAUGAAUUAUCGUCAGCGCUCACUGAGUGGUUUUCAGGAAGAAAUAGUCCAUCCAGUCCGCCUCACAGCUAGUUUGCAGCAACCUGCACAAUUGUUGCACCAACGCUGCCAAGAUGGUGCCUUGUUUCGUUCUGGUUUGUGAAUGUGCUAGCGAUAAGCAGACGAGCUAAAUAUCUAAAAUACCGAGAUGGGCAAAGUCAUCCCAGCUACUAUUGCCAGGUAUAAAUAUAUUUUAGUGUGCUUUAGGGGUGAGCGAUUAUUCUAAUGCAUAUCUUUUGACAGUGCUAGUAGGAAAUAGACGGUAUUGCUGACCGUGCAUGUGCUAGUUGAGGUGUGAUUCUGUUGUUAACAUACUUACGGGGGUGAAGCAGGCUUGGUGACUGGGUUUACAAUGUCGACUAUUUAUAAAAUAAGAGCCAUUUGUCAAUAAACACCAUUUUAGCCUUGUAGGACUUGCAUAGACACGUAGCUGCUCCUUUCAUGUUAGAGAAUGAACCCAUGGUGAUGUUAAAUGUCCUCAUAGGUCCUAUACAGCUUAAGUUUUUUGGGGAGUAGUUGUCAUGUGACUAUCCCAAGACAUGGUUUUCCCAGAAUAGCAGUGUGUCAGGUAAAGCCUCUGGGAAAUAGUUAUUUCCAAAUACAGCACUUCCAUGUGAAGAGUUUCCCUCAUGUAAUGUAUUAGAAGCACUGAUGACUUUACUGUAAAUUGCCAAGAGUCGUCAGAUGCUGAGGUGACGGAUACUUGUAGUGCUGUGAAAGCAAAAAAUAUAUAUAUAACACUCCUCCUGCAUGCUGUUUUGAUACAUGAAAAUGUUGAACUCCAAAUGAAAGGUCAAGAAUUUGAGUGGAAUAUUUGCAAUAAGACGAAAUGCUUGACCUCACAAUGAGGGCUGUGGUGUGGAUGUAUAGGAAUGAAUGUUUGAAAUACAGCCUGUAAAAUGCGUGCAAAAAAACUUCCUGCGGUCCUCUGGGCUGCCGUGUAUCUCCUUAACUGUUCUUUGACGAGAUGAUCUCCAGCGAGUGCUCUGACGAAACAUACGGAAUCAGCAGCAGACCUAAGUACUGAAUUUUGGAAUGUUGUUUUUUCCAAAUCUAACAGCUGGCUUACAUUUGUAAGGCUGACUCACGGCAGUUGAGACUUGAAGCCAUGCCGUAACGGAGUUAUGAGUUCAGUGUUGGAGAUCUCCUGGUCCUGCUUGUCUGACGUCUGUUAUGUGGACAUUUUCAAAGAUCUCAUGAGGGCUAUGAAAUAGUUUUUCUUACUUUUCAACAUGUUUGUUUGUCCGCUUCCUGUUCUGGCAAUGUUGCAAAGAGUUCUUAUCUUCAUGUGGAAAAAUAAUGUAAAAACUACUUGUUUGAAUUUCAUUUUUGGGAAAACAUUAAACUUGAAUUCUGACACA
Doryrhamphus excisus (bluestripe pipefish) is the source of this 6356-nucleotide messenger RNA. RefSeq names its product SEC14-like protein 1. The record is from RefSeq and is a predicted model, not a curated record. Gene Ontology annotation, biological process: negative regulation of RIG-I signaling pathway. Gene Ontology annotation, cellular component: cytosol; cytoplasm. Gene Ontology annotation, molecular function: RIG-I binding. Lineage: Eukaryota; Metazoa; Chordata; Actinopteri; Syngnathiformes; Syngnathidae.